CUGGCAACCCUGGCUGUCUGACAUGGGGGCUGCAAGAGCUGUUAACAACGAUAGUCGCCUACUUCAGCAAGAAUCGAGACCCAAUGGGUUCUGAGCCCAAGUCAUGUGCCCAGCCCUUGGACUCUGGGGAUGCAGCUUCUGCCACUAAGGGUAGCCGUGGACCCUGGAGACCUGAGAAUCCAGAUUUCUUCUCAGCAAUGGAGGAUGAUCAGGAAAAUGACUUUUCAAGAAGCCUCAGCGAGAGUGCAGAAGACCUCAGCCUGGAUAUGGGGGCCCUUCAGGGCAGCGAGUACCUCCGGGAUCUAGGCUUAGGGGCUCCUUCCGACCACCAUCAGUCAGAAGUGGCUAUAGAGCCUGAGAGCCCCAGAAAAGAAGCCAGAAGGGAGUCCCUCGGCUCAAGCUAUGCGGGAGAUCCAGUCCUGCCUCAGAGACGCAGCUGGGAGAGACCACGGAGCUGCUCGGAGAGCUGUCGAAGGCUCAGCCUUGAUGCCUCCAUGGUGGAUGAAGGAGCCUGUCUCCCCCGGACUCUGGCGAGCCUUACUCUGAAUCUGUCUGGAGAGGGGCAGAAUACUUGGACCCAAGUAUGCUUACCUGACAGUGAGACUCCAGCAGAACCCUCAAACAAGGAAUGUAUCAGCCCUGAGAAAAGACUAAGAUCCAAGUCAGUGCCUGUGUCCCAUGAGGAGAUCAGCUGUUUGGAACUGACGUCUGGCUCAGAGGCGUCCACUGCACCUGUGCAAGGCCUUGAACCACCUGUGCUGGAGUGCCUGGAAAAGGACCAUGUGGAGCCAGACCACGUGCUGAUAGUGCAACAAGUGCUUCAGGAACUGCGACACUACCAUGGGGCCCGUCAGCGAGCUCACAUGUCUACCAGCCCUGGAGGAACCCACUCCAACCUCACCUGGUUUGAGUUCUUGUCUGAGAGUGAGGAUGGUGCAAGCAAGAAUGAGAAGACAGACAAGAGCACCAGAGUGAAGCGCAGCCUGAGCUCCCUCCGAAGCAGGGUCACCAGGCAGAAGGAGAAGGGGAAGAGCCCUGCACACCUAAAGGAUAAGAUUCAGGAUGCUCCAGGGAGGCGGGAGUGUGUCAAUGGGCACCAGCUGGUGCGAGGAACCUUCGUGGGCCACUCUAACUGUCCUCUGUGUGGCAAACCUUUGCUGAGCUCAGCCUCCCUGAAGGAACACCCUCGGACCACACUCCUGUCUGAUGGCAGCAGCCCAGCUCCUUCCAGGAAUGUCGGCAUGACCGUCUCUCAGAAAGGAGGUCCCCAGCCAACAGCGAGCCCAGCCGGUUCUGGGGUACGACUUGGACCAGUCACUGGAGACAUGGAUGAAGCCGACACCGUGUUUUUAAAGUUGAAGCAGAGUACCGAUGACUCUCUGUCACUCACAUCCUCGAAUGCUGAGUCUGUUUUCAUAGAAGAUCCUUACAUUGCCUCACUGAGGUGUGAGAUCGAAUCAGAUGCCCAUGAGUUUGAGGCUGAGUCCUGGAGCCUCUCUGUGGAUUUAGCAUAUGCCAAGAAACAAAAGAAGGAGGUGGUAAAAAGACAGGAUGUUCUGUAUGAGCUGAUGCAGACAGAAGCACACCACGUGCGCACCCUCAAGAUCAUGCUGAAAGUGUACUCCAGAGCCCUGCAGGAGGAGCUGCAGUUCAGUGGCCAGGCAGUGAGCCGCCUGUUCCUAUGUGCUGAUGACCUAUUGGAAAUACACAGCCACUUCCUUGCCCGCCUCAAGGAGCGCCGGCAGGAGUUCUUGGAGGAGGGCAGUGACCGGAAUUACGUCAUCCAAAAGAUCGGGGAUGUCCUGGUCCAGCAGUUCUCAGGGGAAAUCGGAGAGAGAAUGAAAGAGAAAUACGGUAUGUUCUGUAGUGGCCACAACGACGCGGUCAGUCACUAUAAGUUACUGCUGCAGCAGAGCAAGAAGUUUCAAAACUUAAUCAAGAAAAUCGGCAACUUUUCCAUUGUGCGACGGCUGGGAGUCCAGGAGUGUAUCCUCCUGGUCACACAGCGUAUAACCAAGUACCCAGUACUGGUGGAGCGCAUCAUCCAGAACACAGAAGCUGGCACUGAGGACCACAAAGACCUGAGCCAGGCCCUGAGCCUCAUCAAAGACAUCAUCUCACAAGUGGAUGCCAAAGUCAGUGAGUAUGAGAAGGACCAGCGCCUCAGGGAGAUCGCAGGCAAGGUGGACUUGAAGUCAUCCAGCAAACUCAAGAAUGGGCUUACCUUCCGCAAGGAGGACAUGCUGCGGCGCCAGCUCCACCUAGAGGGCACCUUGUGCUGGAAGUCCACAUCAGGACGCUUGAAAGAUGUCCUCGCUGUCCUGUUGACUGAUGUGCUUCUGCUGCUGCAGGAAAAGGAUCAGAAAUACGUCUUUGCUUCUGUGGACUCAAAGCCGCCCAUCAUCUCUCUGCAAAAGCUAAUUGUGAGAGAAGUGGCCAACGAGGAGAAGGCCAUGUUUCUAAUCAGUGCCUCCAUGCAAGGACCAGAGAUGUAUGAGAUCUAUACCAAUUCCAAAGAAGACAGGAACACCUGGAUGGCUCACAUCCGCAGAGCCGUGGAGAGCUGUCCAGAUAAGGAGGAGGGCCCCUCCAUCGAGCCUGAGGAGAGAAGGAUGACUGAAGCCUUCACCCUGAGACUCCGGGACUUUCAAGAACGACUGAGCCUGAAAGACCAGCUGAUCGCACAGAGCCUUCAGGAGAAGCAGCAGAUCUACCUGGAGAUGGCAGAGCUGAGUGGGCUGGAUGAGUCAGCCCAGUGCCGAGGCCUCUUCCGAGGAGGCGGGGACCCCUCUGAGACCCUACGGGGGGAGCAGAUUCUCAGAUUAGCCAUGAGCGAGAUUGAGGGCAUCCAAAGCCUGAUUUGCCAGCGGCUAGGCAGCACCAGUGGCCAAGUGGAGGAGGGAGGUGUCUCUGCAGGCCUGCCUCGGAGGGCUGAGACCUUCGGGGGCUAUGACAAUGUGGGCAGCCCCAGCAAGAAUGGCAGCUUUAAAAAGAAGAUGUGCAACAAUGACCUCGGGCCCCAAGACUGGCAGGGGCCUGCUAGCAGCCCAGAUUCCAGAUCCUGUGACGGCAACACCCCUGGUGGCUGUGAGGAAUCACUUCAGGCGGUGGAGAUGCCUAGCACAGAGAGCAGCUCAUGUCUGCCCACUGUCCUGGAGUCAGAGCUGGUCCACCGGGUCCAGACACUGUCGCAGCUUCUUCUUAGUCUCCAGGCAGUUAUCGCUCAACAGGACAGCUAUGUGGAGAUGCAGCGAGUGGCCAUCCAGGAGCGUGAAAAGCAGUUCCGGCUGCAAUCAACACGCGGGAACCUGCUGCUAGAGCAAGAGCGUCAGCGCAACUUCGAGAAGCAGCGUGAGGAGCGUGCUAGUGUUGAAAAGCUGCAGAGCCAGCUGCGCCAGGAGCAGCAGCGGUGGGAGCGGGAACAUGCGCGACUGCAGGAGAGGGAGGACGAGGCACGCCAGCUGCGCCAGCAACUGGACCAGGAGCGCACGGAGCUGGAACAGCAGCGCCAGGCCUACCAGCACGACCUGGAGCGGCUACGCGAGGCCCAGCGCGCAGUGGACCGUGAACGUGAGCGCCUGGAGCUGCUGCGCAGGUUCAAGAAGCAGAACACCAUACCAGGGGCACUACCCCCAGAGGUGUUGGCAGAGGCCCAACCCACAAGCCACCCUCCCAGUUUCAAUGGGGAUGGACUAGAGGGGCGCUUAGCCCUAGCCAAAGCACCAGGGACCCAAGGGAGCAUGCUGCUGUCUGGCACAGGAACUGAGUACAUAGAGCGACCCGAGGUGGCCCGCUGGAAUAGUACCACUGCUGAGAGCCGUUCAGCCAAGAGUGAUGUGCCCAUCCAGCUGCUCAGUGCCACCAACCAGAUUCAGAGGCAGACAGCUGUGCAGCAGCAGAUCCCCACCAAGCUGGCUGCCUCCACCAAGGGUGGCAAAGACAAGAGCAGCAAGAGCAGGGGUUCCCAGCGUUGGGAGAGCUCAGCGUCCUUCGACCUGAAGCAGCAGCUGCUUCUCAACAAGUUAAUAAGCAAGGAUGACAAUUCGUCACGAAACCGCCAGUCACUGAGUCCCAUCCUGACUACCCCCUAUGGAUCUGCACCUGCCCCAGAUCCCUGUUUCCCAGCCCCAAGCCCAGUCCCAAGCCCGGCCCCAGCAGCCACGCCCCCUGAGGUCUUCAAGUCUGGAGGCGUGCCUCUGCCACCUGCAUCCCCAGCUUCCUCACUGCCACCCACACCACUCACUGCCAAAGAUGAAGUUGGCAAGGAAGAUGUCAUCUUCUUCUGAGGGGUCCAUGGCCCCAAGAGCAGACCCUUUUCUAUCCUGAUAACCCUUUGUCUCUGGGGACCCCAUGGGUGACUGUUACUGUCCAGCCAUCCCCUUCCCCUGCCUGAGCACACACCAGGCACUUGCUCACCUGUUGGUGUCUUGGGUCUCACAGGUCUCUGUAGAAUUAGUGGUAAAGCCUGGGUAGCCUCUUAAACCUUUUUAUAUAUGCAUGUGCAAACAAAAUUCUUUUAAAUUGAAGGUUGAACUCUAGCUAAACCACAGAGCUGUUCUAAACCAGAGGUAGGCAGCACAAAGGUGGGAGGGCCAGGGAAAUGAACGGGUGGGUCUAAGAUGACACUGGCUGCAGAGGCAGGUUCCAUAACACCCAGAAAUCUCUGGAUUGAGCUGUUAUUAGGCACCAGAAGGCACUAGAAUCACCCAGAGUCCAGUGAAUCUCCCUUUCCAAAGCAGCAGUUGAUGCUGGCUACAGAGAGACUUGAUCAGUAAGUGAACUGGGCAAUGGCCAAGGGCCACAUGAUUGGGGAGGUUUGGGCAGCCCAUGGGUCUGUGGGUUCACAAAUCAGUCUGAAGAGGGCUACCAACUGUCACUCCUUGUAGUAGUUGGGGGUUUUCCCAGUUCUGCCUCUGGAGGAGCACCAGCCGUGUCCUCAUACCCACCCAUCUGAGACACAGAACCCUGGGUUCAGCAGAGCAACACAUACCCCAGACAGUGUUUGGUUCCUGUGAAAUGAGCAGGUUUUCCCUAAUUCUCCAGUGUCCUGCCAGAGAGGCAGGAGUCUGGUCAGCAGCUGGUCUGGUCUGGUCUUCUUCCCAGGCUGGGCACCCAUAGGCUCAGGAGGUGACUGGGUGUGGUGAUCAAGAAUCCUACAGCUGGUGGACAACAGGGUGCUGAAAGUGGUGGCGUCUUAUGACUUCAGCACUCCAGGAGUGGUGUGGGGCCCCCUUGUCCGUCUGUCUUGUAUCCAGAGUGUGUCUCUCCAUUUACCAGACCUCAUCCGUGCCAUGUUGCUAAUCAGUGUUUUGUGGGUUUUGUUGUUGUUGUUGUUUUUGUUGUUUUUGUGCGUGUUUUUUUGUACUGAGAUAUCAGAGCACUUUAGGAAAGCUGUCCUUUAAGCUCCCACUCUCUGAAGAGAACAUUCCAGGACCCCACCCAAGUUGCGUGGGCUCACCAUCAGUUCAUAUGCCCUGAUCCCAUCCCAGACACUAUGAUGUUUUGGACUUAGAAGUUCAAAUGAUUUCCCCUUGGCCCUGGGUAGGAUUUACACAUCCCUGCCAGGUGGCCAGGUGUUAUCUCACUGUGUUCUGCACACCGUAGAGCAGUGGCGACAGUGUAUCUGUCACCAGCAGCCAUGGGUUCCUCCUUAGUGGGUCUUAUUUGUAAAGCUGGUGAGCCAGCAGCAUUCCCAACUCUGAGACUGAGCGGCAUCCCUUGUCAAUUGUGACCAUGAUCUUCGUCUACCCUGUGAUUAUUUCCACAGUGAUAACAGAGCAUCCUGGCCACAGGGUAUUCUGGAAUCACCCUAGAACUUAUGACCAGAUUCUAGCAAUAAAAGCAUCCAAAGGACCUCAGGUUGAAGCAGACC
This is a messenger RNA of Chionomys nivalis (European snow vole), 5872 nucleotides long. RefSeq names its product Rho/Rac guanine nucleotide exchange factor 18 (gene Arhgef18). Gene Ontology annotation, biological process: small GTPase-mediated signal transduction. The coding region runs from base 84 to 4286 and encodes 1400 amino acids. Gene Ontology annotation, molecular function: guanyl-nucleotide exchange factor activity. NCBI's taxonomy places the organism in Eukaryota, Metazoa, Chordata, Mammalia, Rodentia, Cricetidae. The transcript is spliced from 29 exons. The record is from RefSeq and is a predicted model, not a curated record.